UUUAGUCACACUAGGCAAUUCCGUAAUCUUAUUUAAGGAAAUAAUGAAUCACAUUAAUAAUGCAUUUAUUGUGGUUUAAUAAAAAACUUAUUAUAUAUUUAAAUGGACCAACUUAUUUUUCUAAUGAUUCUAAGAAUCAUUAUAGUGAUGACACGUGGCUACAAAAAAAUGUUGCAAUGCUUCUCAAAUAAUAUAUAGAGGAUAGAUCAUACAGAACGAUCAAUUCAGUACAAGUUUCUAUUUGAUUUUAUCUUAAGCACAUGCCUCAAAACGUCAAACCGGAUUUAAAAUAUGAAAAAAUUCUAAAAAGAAAUUCAACAUGCCCUAUUAUAUCGGCUAAUUUAGUAUGCCUGUACUAUAAAACUUUGAGAUCCACGAGCAUUCAACCUCUUGUUGGAUCCACGUUAAACGGUGAGAAAAGAAAAUGUUUACUUAUCCUUUUUUUUCAUCAAAAAUGUUUAUUUAUUCGAAGUUUAAGUUUAGCGGCAUUGUAAACCUCGGCCGUUUACUUAGUUAUAAUUACAACUAGAUAUAAUUAAGAAAGAAGUAGCCAAAAGAUAUUUUUUCCUAUGAAAUUUAGAAAAUCUUAAACUAGAGAAAAAUAACCCGAACAUAUACAUAUUACACUUUUUUAUUAAAAACACAAGAAUUCCAAAUGCGUGUUUAGGUUGCUUGGAUCCAAAUAAAAAUUGAUCAAAUGAUCAUAAGAUCGUUGCAAGAGAGAGAUAAUUAAAUGAUUAAAAUAUUCCAAAAUGCACGUUUAUCGCCUGUACGUUACCAUGAGUCACCAGUCAAUACAAAUUGGAUAUAUUGGAAGUUUCACGAAUAUGGUGGCAUCGUGAUGAGUUAGAAAAUGAUAAAGUUAGGACUAUGAUUAAUGUUAGGAUUAAUAAAUUCAUUUCUGUAUAAAUUUCUUAACAUUUUUACCAAAAAAAAGAAGAAAUGCAAAAUCAUGUAUAAAAGGGCACCUUCGGUGCCUGCUUUUACAUCAUCACUCAACUCUUCAUCAGCUCUCUUUCUCUCUCUCUCUCUCUCUCUCUCUCUCUCUCUACUCCAGCAGAAGAGACACUACGCAGUACACUAUGGUCCUAAAGGUGGAAGCUAAAGGUGGAAAUGGAGGGAAAGAAUGGGAUGAUGGAUUCGAUUAUGAGGGUGUAACAAAGAUACAUGUACGAGGUGGUCGUGAAGGCAUUCAGUUCAUUAUGUUUGAGUAUGUCAAAGCUGGAAAAGCAACCGUUGGACCAAUCCAUGGUGUCUCUGAUCGUCGUGGUUUGACACAAACGCUCGAGAUAAAGCAUAUGGAGAACGAACAUUUGGUAUCUGUUGAGGGUUACUACAACGAGUCUACCGGUGUGAUACAAUCGCUUCAGUUUGAAACUAACAUGAAGACUUCUGAUCUCAUUGGGUACGACGAGGGUACUAAGUUUUCACUAAGAGCCAGGGGAAAGAAAAUCAUUGGGUUUCAUGGAUUUGCUGAGAAGAAUCUCAACUCUCUUGGAGCAUAUUUCAUCAGGAUGCCACCAACCAAAUCAGCAAUGCAAGGUGGUCAAACUACAGGUGUAGGUUAUGACGAUGGUGGUGACUACGAUGGUGUAAAAAAAGUUGUUGUUACAACGGAUGGCACUGCGAUCAGGCAUAUCAAGUUCCACUACGACAAAGCUGGCAAUGAGGAAAUUCGUGAGCGAGGGGUGACGACCGGAACACAACAUGAGUUUACGAUCAAUCAUCCAUAUGAAUAUAUCACAUCUGUGGAAGGAAGCUACGCUGUUACACAACCUUACAACUGUAUUGUCCUUACGUCAUUGACUUUCAAAACAUCAAAAGGGAGAACCUCUUCAACGAUUGGUCCAGUGACUGGUACCAAGUUCGUGCUGGAGAGCAAAGGUAAUGCUAUUGUUGGAUUCCAUGGACGGGUGGGUUCUUGUGUUGAUAGCAUUGGUGCAUAUUACUCUCAAGUUUUCCCUUCUCAAGAAACAGCGUUGAAGGUGGAACCUAAAGGCGGAAAAGGAGGAGUUCAAUGGGAUGAUGGAUCAGAUUACGAGGGUGUAACAAAGAUACAUGUACGAGGUGGUCUUGAAGGCAUUCAGUUCAUCAAGUUUGAGUAUAAGAAGGCUGGUCAAACUAUUGUUGGACCAGUCCAUGGUGUAUCUGGUCGUGGGAUGACUCAAACGUUUGACAUUAUCCAUUUGGAGAAUGAAUAUUUGAGAUCUGUUGAGGGUUAUUACGAUGAAUCAACAGGUGUGAUUCAGUCGCUUAGAUUCAUCACAAACCAGAAGACUUCUGAUCUCAUGGGGUUUAACGAGGGUACUAAGUUUUCACUAGCAGCCAACGGGAAGAAAAUCAUUGGAUUUCAUGGGUUUGCUGAGAAAAAUCUCAACUCUCUUGGAGCAUAUUUCAUCAGGAUUCCAUCAACCAAAUCAGCAAUGGAAGGUGGUCAAACUACAGGCAGAAGUUAUGACGAUGGCGGUGACUGUGAUGGUUUAAGAAAAGUAUAUGUUACAUUCGAUGGUACUGCAAUUAGGCAUAUCAAGUUCGACUAUGACAUAGCUGGUCAAGUGGAGAUGCGUCAGCGAGGGGUUAAGGAAGGAACCGAAUAUGAGUUUGAGGUUGAUCAUCCACGUGAAUAUAUCACAUCUGUGGAGGGAAGCUACGCUGUUACUCAACCUUAUGGAUGUAUUGUCCUUAGGUCGUUAAUUUUCAAAACAUCAAAAGGGAGAACCUCUUCCAACAUUGGAACGGUGACUGGUACCAAGUUCGUGCAUGAGAGCAAAGGAAAUGUUAUUGUUGGGUUCCAUGGACGAGUAGGUUCUUGUAUUGACAGUAUUGGGGUGUAUUACUCUCCUUUCUCUCCUCCUUCUCCUCCUUCAGAGAAACUCCAAGGACAUGGUGGUGAUGGAGGAGAUUUUUGGGACGAUGGCGUUUUCAAAAAUGUGAAGAAGAUAUACGUAGGACAAGGAGAUGUUGGUAUUGCCUCUCUCAUGUUUGAGUACGAGAAUGAAACUAGUGAGAUGAUUGUGGGCAAAGAACAUGGAAAGAAAACGUUGCUUGGUUACGAGGAGUUUGAGCUGGAUUAUCCGAGUGAGUACAUUACAUCUAUAGAAGGUUGUCACGAUAACGUAGUUGGAGCUGAAAGUGGAGUUAUAACAAUGCUUAGGUUCAAGACUAACAAACGCACCUCUCCACCAUUCGGACUCGAAUCUGCUUCCAGCUUCGCCAUCCAGAAGGAAGGUUACAAGAUCGUCGGAUUCCACGGAAAAUCCAGUGCCCUGAUUAAUCAGAUUGGGGUCCAUGUGGUUCCCAUCACCGAAUAAGCAACCAUUUGAAGCUAUCGAAGGAAUCGUCGUCUGGUACCUGUCUUGCACCGUUAUUUAUGUUGCAAUAUGAUUUGCUAUGUAUCAUGUUGUUGUCUGACUUGUUUUACAUUUAUGCAAUCGCAUGUAAUAAGACAAUAUUUCUGUUUCUUAUGUCUACCUUUCUUGAAAGUUGACUUCAGCUCAUAUUUAGCAGACCCAUCCUUCGAGUUCAACUCUUCACUGAUGAAAACAGUCAUGUUAUUGGCGCUCAAUUUAGUAGUAGCUUUAACUGCAAAGCAAACAGUUAAGAUAAAAAAAUCCGCAAGGAAAGUUUAUGCUAGCAUCUCUAUGAAAAUGGUUAUUGCCAGUUUUUUCUUUUCACCAGCUUUGUAAAGCAAGAUCGUCCGUAAUCAUCAACCUGACAUCAACAAAUCAGUAUGAGGUCAUGUUGACAGUCAUUAUUGCAACUUGCAGGUACGAUUUGAUAAAUUUGUGAUGGUGUUUGAUGGUAUUUUUACAUUUUCUGAAUGGUUAGUGAAAUGCUUUCUUAUAAAUAAUUUAUUAUCACAAGUAAAAAGAUGUAGAGCUAGGGGUGGGCAAAAAAAAAAAGGAACCGAACAAACGGAUUCCAAACCGAUCCAAAUCGAACCAAAUUAUAUGUCUAAACCAUUUGGUUCAAGAUUUUAUCAACUCAAAUGGUUCGGUUUGGUUUAGUUUUAAACUGAACCAAACCAAAGAACCGAUGUUUUUAAUUAGAUUAAUUACAUAUACUAAUUACAUAUACUAAUAUUAUUAAGAUUAAGAUUUAAUAUAUUUAACCUUUUAGACUACACAACUAAACAUUUUAUACAUUUUACUUCUUGAUUAAUAGAAUAAACACAACUAAAAUUAAUUAAAAGAAUAUGAAUCUCAUAUAUUAACAUCAAAACGGGAAAGUUAUUUAUGAUAUUUAUAUUACGUUUGAAGAUAAUAAUAAAAAUAUUUAUUGGAUUAGAUUUUCUGCAUAUUUAUUGUGAUGUUUGUUUUAUGUUUAAAUAUUUAAAAAUAAUGAUUUAGUGUUAAAUGAUGAUUUUUAAUGUUUUAUAAAUUAUAUUUUUGUAAUUGAACUAUAAAAAAAUUAAAAAUCAACUCAAUUGAACUGAAAAAUACAAACAAAACAAAAUUAAACCGAACCAGACACAAACGAAGCAAACUAAAACCGAACCGAACCGAACAAAACCCGAACCAAAUCGAACAUAAACCAAAACAAACUAAUUUGGGUUGACUUUGGUUAAAGUUUUCUUAGACACAAAUAACCUAAACCGAACUCGUAGUUAAAGCCGAAAUGCCCACUCAUAUGUAUAACCACUAAGAGCAUUUCCAAAAAGACUCUCUAUUUUAUAGUUUGCAAAACUCUAUAUUUAAAAUUUCGAAGUGUUCUACUCCAAAAGAAAAACUUCAAAUUAAUUUCCAAAACUACUUGUAAUUUACAUUAUGGUCUUUAUAUUUGUCAUAAUUAAUAUAAAUUCAUAAAAACUUUAUAAAUAACUAGAACAUAUAUUAAAAUAUUACAGUAAUAUCAACUAAUAAACUCUUACACUAAAAUAUAAAAUUAUAAAUAGAAAUACAUUAUUAAAUAUUAAAGUAAAAUAAAAAUAUCACAUUAUUCCAUAAAAUUACUUCCCUAAUGCUCCAUUUUCGGUUACAUAAAAUUUGUUUGGACAAUAUUUUAGAGGUUCCGAAGCAAAUUUACUAAACUAUUAGUGUUGUUGUAAUAUUUAAAUUUUUUGCAAUAAUUAUAUCUUCAUGUAUCGUUUUAAUAGUUUUUAUUAAGUUUCUUUUGUAAUAUUCUUGUUGUUUAGUUCUCGUUUUAAAAUAUUACAAAUCUUAUUUUAAAAUUUUAUU
Brassica rapa (field mustard) is the source of this 5177-nucleotide messenger RNA. Its product is annotated as jacalin-related lectin 11-like. Gene Ontology annotation, molecular function: carbohydrate binding. The record is from RefSeq and is a predicted model, not a curated record. NCBI's taxonomy places the organism in Eukaryota, Viridiplantae, Streptophyta, Magnoliopsida, Brassicales, Brassicaceae.